GAUGCCAUUGGGUUUUGUGUUUUCAGUUUGAUAAUCUCGUUCCGUUCGGUUUGACCCAUGUAGGCUCUCGUACUCUUGAAGCGGUGUUGGCUGAUGUGUCAAAAUGGCAGAGUUAACAACACUAGAGAGCCUGCUGGAGAUGGGCUUCGAGAGAAACAGAGCGGAGAAGGCAGUGGCAAACACAGGAAACCAGGGGAUAGAACAGGCCAUGGACUGGUUAAUGGAACAUGAGAACGACCCUGACAUCGAUGAGCCCUAUGUGCCGCCUGUGGCCACUGUUCUGGGAGGAGAUGCAGAAAGCCAGACGAGCACAGAGCAGCCCACACUAGCUGACGCCACUGAAGGUGGAGAUAUGCUCUACAAUGAGGAGGACGACAGUUCAAAGCAGUCAAUGUCAGAGGAGGAGAAACUUGAGCAAGUUAAGAGGCUCGAAGAGCUGAUGCGGGUGAAGCAGGCGGAGAGGAGAGAGCGAGAGCGGGCAGAAGAGGUGGAUAGGGAGAAGUACCGGAGGAGGCAGGGCCAAGAACUGCAGCAAAUCCGCCAGAAAAUCCAGGACGAUGAUAUGAAGAAGUUAGCCGACCAGCGCAUGAAAGAGAAGAUGGAGGACAAAAUGGCGAGGCAAAGGGUUAAAGACAAGAUUGCACGAGACCGAGAGGAGCGAGCGCAAAAGUUUGGAGUUGGAGGGCCCCAGAGCGCGGCUACAUCGUCCCAGCCUGCCCAGCCCAGCCCGUCAUCACCCACCAGUCAGGGUCCUCCGCUCACUAAGAGGGAUUAUGAUAUGUCCAGGAUACAGGUACGUCUGCUGGACGGCUCAACCAUAACGACAGUCUUCAAGGCCCAGGAGCCACUGGCGGCGGUGCGCGUCUACGUGCAGGUGAACGGCAACACACCUGAGGGUCAGGACUUCACGCUGCUCUCGCCAUAUCCCCGACACGUCUACACCGAACUGGACAUGGAGAAGCCCCUGAAAGAGCUGGGUUUGGUGCCUUCAGCUGUGCUGGUUGUUAUCAAAAAGUGAGACCGGGAGGAUCUGCUCUGUGAGCCUACCUCACUACUUCCACCUCUUCACCACCAGAAACACCAGGAGCAGACUGAUCCAGGAACAGAGCUGCCAUGUUUUAGUAUCACUCAAUAAGCCAGCUAACUGAACUAAAGAACCAGAGAGGGAGCUGGAGGCUGUGUUUAGACUGUCUAUAGUAACAAAUAUUUUUCAACACAAACUGAAAGCAGCCCCUUGACAUUCUGGGCUGAUCUCACUGACUGUAGACUUGUGAGUGCAGUGAGUUUGAUAAUUUAUCAAUUAGAAACAGAGUGGGGGUAGCUGGCUACUGACUGAUACUGCUUCAAGGAGCACCGCACAUCGUUUCAGCAACACGUUUUGUCGACAACAGUACAGAACUAUCGUUCAGUUUUAACUUGAUUCUUGCAGCAAAGCACCACACAUGACCUGCUCGAUUGGUUCUGAAAGAGCCUUAAAUUUAAUCCCCACAAUCUUCCUGAUUUUGUGACAUUCUACUUUUUUUAUAACUUAAAAUAUGACACUGACGUCGGCAUUAUCACCAAGAAUCUACUUACAAUAAAGCUGACUUGGAGAAUUA
Molecule: messenger RNA, 1598 nt
Organism: Hippoglossus stenolepis (Pacific halibut)
Lineage: Eukaryota; Metazoa; Chordata; Actinopteri; Pleuronectiformes; Pleuronectidae
Gene: ubxn1
Product: UBX domain protein 1
Exons: 10
Coding region: 104-1018 (304 amino acids)
Molecular function (GO): protein binding
Source: RefSeq, a predicted model, not a curated record